Desarmillaria tabescens is the source of this 1238-nucleotide messenger RNA. RefSeq lists its product as uncharacterized. The coding region runs from base 219 to 1127 and encodes 302 amino acids. The transcript has 2 exons. The record is from RefSeq and is a predicted model, not a curated record. NCBI's taxonomy places the organism in Eukaryota, Fungi, Basidiomycota, Agaricomycetes, Agaricales, Physalacriaceae.
UCCCGUCUUCAAUUUCUACAGCCACCACAACUCGUCCUUCAUUUACGCCUUCCUGUCUUUCGUGGUCAAAUACCAGAUCUGAUAGCAGCUCUAGCGCCUUAUACCCUGCCGAGCGCUUAACAUUGACAAAAACUUGAACAGCCACAGUCUGAGUCACGGCUCCAGAUUGAUAAACGAUCUUGACUGACGAGUAGUCUUUCUCUUCUCCCUUCAUACACAUGCAUACGGUCGGUUUUCGCUACUGGAUCUGUCCAGGUCUCAUGCAACCCCACCUUCGCGCUCAGAGUCUGCCAUUCCGCGCCCUCCUCGUAUGCCGGGCUUCAUCUGUGAUCGUACCUGACACUCUCGCUGCUCCUCAUAGGCAUCGACUUACCUCACUGGCGUUCUCUAAUGCCCAGCUGGAUAAGAAUUGGAGCGACCGUAGAUGGCAUCCUACACUGAGGGCACCGUCAAUCAGGAAUGAUGCCCGUGGAAAGUUCGGAGGCUUCCAUGCUUUUAUGUGUCUAAACGCCCUCCUAUGCUCGGUUGUUAUCGGGUAUCGAUGUCGUCAGCGAUAUCAAGAUGCUAUCCGUGCGAAGAUAGACGAGGCUUCCCCGUACCGGAAAACUGAAUUAGGAGAAGACAGUCUUGAGUUCAUCAUGAACUAUUCUACUGCCAUCGCUCUCAAGAUCUUUGAUGCGAACAACUUCCGUCUCGUCGACUUUGAUGAUUACGCAUCGACGGUUGUGUACUUCUGCGCACUUAAUUGCGAGGGGAUGGUCGAAGUUCCUGUUGAAGUCUUCUUUGAAUGGAAUCCUGGGUAUCAGGAGUAUCAUUAUUGGUUGUAUGAGUAUCAUAGGGAUCUCCUCUUGAGUUUGCCGGACUGCGAUCUCAGGGAUAGGCUCCGUGGGAGAAUGAGGGACGCGUGUUUGAGGUUACAUGCGCUGUUGAGUGAUAGUAGUGUCCAGGGUGCUUUGGAGGAGACAGUGAAUUGGGGAUUGUAUGGGGAGGAAAAAGUCAAUCCUGUGAAAUAUGACAGCAGGUUAUGUGUUUCACAGCUUGGGGAAAGGUGUUUUCAUACGUUAGCUGGAAUUAUCGACAAAGCUGAGGAGAUGGUAGAUUAUACAGUGAUAGAAGUAUGGCGGUGAAAUGAAUAAACGAUCUUCUCAGCUUGGUAGUAAGAGAAACUUAUUCAUUAUCCCAUGGAAAAAUUGCAAUGUUUGCUGAUUAUAGACUCUUCGCACUUGAUAUUAGAUAGC